AUGAAACGGGUCGCAGAAAAUCAACUGACGGAGCAGGAGCGCACCGAAGAAACCAGCCAGGAGUGGCUGAAAAACGCAAAGUUUCAAGAGGUUCUCGGAGCUGAUUCUUCUCAUAAAUCUCUCUUCCUCCUUCUCUCCCAAUCGGACGGCUCUCAAGGGAUUCUUCUCGCCAACAAAUCACCGUUUUCCGAAGACAAAACAGAUAUCGAAAAGCUUCUGGAAACAGCAAAACUUCACGAAAUCUCUCGAAACGAUAUUUUCGGAUCAUAUAACAUUGAAGUUGAUGGUCAACUUAACUUGCUCAAAUCCCAACUAAUCUACCCUGUCAACGAGCGUCUCAUCGCCAAGUAUCGUCAGGAAGAGAAGUUUGUGAUUCGUGAGACUCCAGAGCUUUAUGAGACUGUAACCAAGCCGUAUAUCGAGAAAUUCCAGUUGAAUCUCAAUUGGGUCUACAAUUGCCUUGAAAAGCGCUCCGAAGUCGACAAAAUCGUGUUCGAAGACCCUGACAAGAACAAUGGAUUUCUGCUGAUGCAGGAUAUCAAAUGGGACGGAAAAACGAUUGAAAACCUCUAUGUCCUUGCAAUUAUUCAUCGACACGGGUUGAAAUCAGUGCGCGAUUUGACUGGAGAUGAUUUGCCGAUGCUCCACAACAUUCGUGACAAGUCCCUUAAAGCGAUCGAAGAGAAGUAUGGACUGAAAAAUGACCAAGUCAAGUGCUACUUCCAUUAUCAGCCGUCGUUUUAUCAUUUGCAUGUUCACUUUAUCAACCUGAAAUAUGACGCGCCAGCGAGCACUACAAUGUCGGCAAUCCUUCUGGAUGACGUCAUCAACAAUUUAGAGUUGAAUUCAAACCACUACAAACAAUCCACGUUGACUUUCACUCGCAAGAACGGGGACAAGCUGAUGGAGAUGUUCCGGGAGGCAAAAGGAAAUUGA
Molecule: messenger RNA, 936 nt
Organism: Caenorhabditis remanei
Lineage: Eukaryota; Metazoa; Nematoda; Chromadorea; Rhabditida; Rhabditidae
Exons: 6
Coding region: 1-936 (311 amino acids)
Biological process (GO): deadenylation-dependent decapping of nuclear-transcribed mRNA
Cellular component (GO): P-body; nucleus
Molecular function (GO): hydrolase activity; RNA 7-methylguanosine cap binding
Source: RefSeq, a predicted model, not a curated record